UUCCACCUCUUAGCUGUUGUGAAUAGUGCUGCUGUGAACACGGGUGUGCAGGUAUUUCAAGUUCUCGUUUUCAGGUGAGAUUGCUGGAUCAUACUGUCCUUUCUGUUUAAUUUUUUGAGGACCUGACAUACUGCUUUUCACAGCGGCUGCACCACUUUACAUUUCUAAAAGUGCACAAGCGUUCAAAUUCCCCCUACAUUCUCACCACCACUUGUUCUCCCAGGGUGGGGGAGGGUCCAUGGAAAGGAUAGGGUCCAAAGAACACCCCCUCCUCACACUUCUGCCCCCUCCAUGCCACGGUCCCCAGCCCAGCAAGGCUCUCCACAGAGACCACUGCCAAAAUGGCACCUCCCACUCCCGCUGGCUGGCCUGGGCUGGCCAGCCUUCAACGGGGUUGUCUCUGUCCCUUCAUGUCCCCGUUUUGACACCUCCUAGCCCGCCUCCCUUAACCUUGUCCCCGCGAAAGCGGGGCUCUGCCAGGAAGCCUUUGCUGACUUGACUUCACCCCUCCUUGACAUCCUUGCUUUCUCUAUUGCCCCCAAAUCCGAGGUGCACCCCUCAAUCCCCAAGGAGUAGGGGGUUUUCCGGAGUCUGGCAAAAGUCUUCGGAAGUGAGAGGCGAAUAGGCCCCAGGGGAUCCUGCGGGGCGGUCGCGAAGGCAACGACAGGGACCAAGGCCAUCGAGCGGCCGGAUUGGCCGAUUGGCGUUGGUCCCGCCCCCAAAGUUGCCAGGGCCCAGCCUAUCGGCGUGCAGGCGGGCCUUGGUCGCCAGGUGGUCGGGCAGGGGGCCACGGCAGGUGCGUGUGUUUGGUCGCGGCGAGGCCGGGCUGGGACCCCGCGGGACUCCCUCCAGGUCCCUCCCGCGGUGGCCGGGUCCUUGGGCGCAGCCGCGGAGAAGCCGCGCCGCCCUCCCUCCAGCACGCGCCUGCCCGCUUCUGCGCGCUCCCGGGUCCGGAUCAAACACGCGCCCGCGGCUCCCCGCUUGCAGCCCGCCGCCCCCUCCCCUCGCCCGCCCGGCGCCCGCGGCCUCCCAGCCCCACCCCAGAAGACCGGAGCAGAGCGGCGGGCGGCUGGAGCCCGAGGCAGGUGCCUGCAUCCCGCGGGGAGGCCCGGGGAGCGCGCUGGAGGCUGGCAACGGGACCCGGCCGUGAGCGUCCGGUCCUCCAUCUGGAGCCUGUGGCAUCAUACCCCUUUCUCGAGUCUGGUGGCCUGGGUCUCGGAGGGGCCGAGGGGUGCGGCAUGGACAAGAGGGACAAGGCCAGGGCUGGGGCCACCGCGCGGACGCCGGCUUCUCGCCCUCCUGGCCUUCCGACCCCCAGACCCCCAGGGUCCCCCCGACCCCCUCCCCCAGUAACCAGCGCGGCCCUCCGAGUUCUGGGAGCCGCGGGAGCUGCGGGGCGAGGGCCCCUGGCUGAGCGAGCUGGGGGCGUCCGGGCAGCCGUCGUCCCAGAGACUGCUUCCCGGGUGGGACCAACGCGGAGCGCCGGGACCGGCCCCCGGAGCCCGGCCUCCAGGCCCCCGGUGGCUGGGAGAGGGGAGCGGCCCCCUGCCAAGACCCCCAGCCCGGCCUCUGUCUCUAGCCCGGGGCGUUCCAGCGGCACCGCCAGGGGAGGCCCUCUUGGGCAGAAGGGGCUCCGGCCCCAAGCUGAGGAUGCUGCGGCCAGAGGAAAAGCCCCAGAAGCGCCCAGAAGGAGCGCCCUGAGCGCCGCGGCACGGAGAGACUUACCGGGGCCCCCUCCAGGCACCUCUUCCCCGGCCAUCUCCCGUCGGUCCCGGGCUGCGGGCGCUGAGGUGGGUCUCCCCCGAGCAGCCCCGAGUGCUCGGCCGCGGCCUCCGAACGAGGCCCCCAAGAAAUCAGUGGGCAGCGCCCCGGAGCGCAGCACAGUGGAGCCGAGCGCCGCCGCCAGAAGGCGACCCAGCGCCGGCGGGGGCCUCCAGAGGCCAGCUUCGCGCCCCCCGGCCUCCAGCGCCACUCCUCUGUCCUCUCCAGCCCGCUCUGGGGCCUCGCUCGCAGGAACACCCCGCGUUCCGGGGCAUUCUUCGCAGUCCAAGUCGAAAGGGCAGCAGGUUCUGCGCCCCCCACAGGCCACGCCCCCAAGGAGGAGCUCAGUCCCCGGGCCUCGACCCUCUACUCCUUCGACCAUACCCCCUCCGCCAGGUUUGCCCGCACAGCCGGCACCACCUCCCCUCACCACAGCCACUGGCCUGCCAGACACGCUCCCGCCCUCGCCUCCGACCACGCCCCCCUCGACACUACCCUGCCCUUUGGCCACGCCCUUUAUACUAGCCCCUCCUCCCUCAGCUACAUUCUCUCUUCAGACCCUCCCCUCCCCUCCAGCCACACCCCCUCUUCAGGCUCCACCCACACAUCAGGGUGCCUCCUUUCCGGACUUGCCCACCUCUCCUUCGGCCACUUUUCUGGUUCCAUUCUCUCCAUCAGUGGCGCCCCCUCCGCAAAGUAUGACCCCCACCCACUCUUCUGUUUUGCCCCCUCUUCCGACACCGCGUUCUCCCUUGACCACACCCACUCCGCCGUCCUUUUCCGCUUUAACCACGCCUCCUCAGCGGGAUAGUCCUUUCCUGUCUCCGCCCCCUCUUCAGACUCCGCCCUGUGCACUGGCCACGCCUCCAACGCAGGACCCUCCUCUGGCCACAUUCCCUUCGCAAGCCUCUCUGACCAGCCUCUCUCCGCAGGGUCCCCUGUGCUCUACGUCGGUCUUGCCCUCGCUGUCUCUGCAGGCUCCUCCCUCUCCCCUUGCCACGCCCCCUCUACAAAUCCCGCCUCUGGCCAUGCCUCACUCACAGACACCGUCUCCUCUGACCACACCUCUUCCAGCCCUGCCCUCUCCCCAGACUCUGCCCCCUACACAGACCCCAACACCUCUGCAGGCCAUUCCGUCUUCAGCCGAGGCCCCUCUGCAGGCUCCUCCUUCUCCUCUUACCCUGGACACGCCCCCUUACCCAGCCCCACCGUGUUUGGCCUUGCCCCCUCUUCAGGUCCCUCCCUCCUCCAUGGCCGCAUCCCCUCCUGAGGGUCCACAUUGCCUGGCCUUGCCCUCUGUGCAGUCCCCUCCCUCUCCCCCUGCCUCACCCCCUCUGCAGGUCUCUCCCCUCCCCAUGACCUCGCCUCCUCUACAGACCCCUCCUUCUCCCCCUAUGCACGUCCCUCCCUUUCGCUUGGCCACGCCCCCUCAUCAGGCCACGCCCUCCCUCCCUGCCUCAACCCCACUGCAGAUCCCUCUCUCCCCUAUGGCCACACUCCCUCCGCAGGCCCCACCUCCCUCUCCCCCUGCUUCCUCCACUCUGGAGGUCCCUCCGCAGCCCCUGGCCACGCCUCCUCCGCAGGCCCCUCCCUCUCCCCCUGCCUCCCCGACGCUGCAGGUCCCUCCGCUCCCCCUGACCACGCUCCCUUCGCAGGCCCCACCUUCCCUGGCCGCGCUCCCUUUGCAGGCAUCCCCCUCUCCGCUGGCCUCACCCCCUCUGCACGCCCCACGCCGUCCUCCGACCCCAGGUCCCGAUGCCCCGGUCUCGGGCCCGCGGCUGACCCUGGCGCUGGCCCCGGCUCCGCCGCCGCCGUCGCGCAGCCCAUCCAGCACGCUGAGCGGCCCGGACCUAGCGGGCCACAGCAGCAGCGCCACGAGCACGCCGGAGGAGCUGCGCGGCUACGACAGCGGGCCGGAGGGCGGUGCUGCUGGCUCCCCGCCCGCCGACGCCGAGCUUGCUGCCUGCCAUCCGGCCUCCUGGAGCCGCAGCCCCGCGCCGCCGCUGGCCGUUCGUGGCACCCCAGGGGCGCCGCUUCCCUGGUCUCCCGCUGCCGGGUCGGGCUCCGCCGAGGGCCUGUGUACUAUCUACGAGGCCGAAGGGCCCGAGUCGGCGCCUGCCGCCUCCGGCGUGCUGGAUCCUGGGCCUGGGUCUGGCGCGGGCGGUGGGAAGGCGGCGGCGGCGGCGGCAGCGGCGGGGGUGGUCCCGCGGGGCGCAAAGCCGGCGCGCCUGGGCGAGCUGCCGCUGGGGGCGCUGCAGGCGAGCGUCGUGCAGCACCUGCUGAGCCGGACGCUGCUGCUCGCGGCAGCCGAAGGUGCCGCGGGCGGCGACGUCGGUGGGGACCCUGGGGGCUCGGGGGCCGGUGGCGUCGGGGGCGGUGCCCGGACUGCGCUCAGCGAUGCUGAACUGGGCCGCUGGGCCGAACUGUUGUCUCCCCUGGACGAGUCCCGCGCCAGCAUCACCUCGGUCACCAGCUUCUCCCCGGACGACGUGGCUUCCCCACAGGGUGACUGGACCGUGGUGGAGGUGGAGACCUUCCACUGAGCCAGACCGUGGGCCCACUCACUCACCCCGCCCCAGCUUUAAGAUUCGCCCCUCCGAUACGCCUGUCUUAGAUCCCCUACCCUCCUCCGCCAGAGUCCUGGUCUGUGGGUCGGUCUCAGCCCCCUAGAGCCCUAGAAUUGUGGCCGAGGCUCCCGACCCACCCGCCUACGGCCAAGGUUCUGACUUCGAGCCCCGCCCCUUUGGCCUAGGACUCCCUCCCUUCCCUGGAGCCCCGCCCUCAUCGGCCUGUGCCCCGCCCCAUGUCCUGUGUUGUCAGCCGCGCGCAGCUCAGAGUUUGCAAUAAAGCCUGGAAGUUGUA
Messenger RNA from Manis javanica (Malayan pangolin), 4623 nucleotides. Lineage: Eukaryota; Metazoa; Chordata; Mammalia; Pholidota; Manidae. The record is from RefSeq and is a predicted model, not a curated record.